GUGCAAAAAGAUCUUGUGUCUCGGAGAGGCAGCAGGCUUUGUCCAAACUCUUCUUUGGACCUGGUGGACACUUCAGUCAACACAGUUUAUUCUUUGCCCCAGAAGAAAGACAAGAACCUCAGAAAGUCGCUAGGUUUGCCAAGUCCUGUCCUCCUUCUUUCAAAGAACUGUUUGUAGACUCUGGGCUGUUGCUCCCUCUUACUGAAAGGGGAAGUACUACUCAAUUCUUCACCUUAGAAACUUUCCUCAGUGAAGCUUUUAGGGUGCUAUUCCCCUCCAGGGACCUAGCUCUGCUUGCUCUCCAGUUCACCAUGGACCCAAAGCGACUCCAGCAAAACCUUUUUGGAGGGAAAUUCUUAGAGAAUAUAAGCCGGUUUAACUUAUCUGGGGCCAUUGGUGCCAGGAGUACAUUUAACUUUACCCAAUUUUUUCAACAAAUUGGUCUACAAGGAAUCAAGAACAGAGGAGAUUUAAUUGAACUGACCCAACAGCUAUCAGUUGGCCCUGAUGAGGUUCUUGCAAAUUCAAAGGAAAGGUUGACUCUGAAUCAACCAAUUGUGGGCAGUUUUGGCCAGAAGGUUAAUUUACAGGAUAGCCAAAACAAGUUAAAAUUUCUCUCCUCUGUUAUGGAGCUGCCAGAGUUUCUUCUCUUCUUGAAGAGUGUGAUUUCUGUCCCAGAGAAUAUAGCCAGAAGUCUAGGAGAUGUCAUAAAAAUGGCCCUCGAAUCCCGGGCCUGUGAACAGCCAUCCAGAGAGCUGUUUGUUCCCACAUGCACUGAUGAGGGGAAUUAUGACCAAGUUCAAUGCUUUGCUGGAGAGUGCUGGUGUGUGGAUCCCCAGGGCAGGGAGCUCCCAGCUUCAAGGAUCCGAGGCCAGCGACCCAGGUGUCCCUCUGAAUGUGAGAAACAAAGAGAACAGGCACAAGUUUUCAUGAGAAGCCUGCCUGCAGGGUCAAGUCUUUCGGUUCCUUCCUGUUCCAGUGAUGGAAGUUUCCUCCCAGUUCAGUGCUCUGAUUCAGGUUGUUACUGUGUUGAUUCUGAGGGUCGAGCCAUUCCUGGAACUGAAAAGAUGAAUGGAGAACCGAAGCAAUGUAAGUCACCAGUUUUAAUAACUAUAGCUUUCUCAAGGCAUCAUCAACUUUAG
Messenger RNA from Gracilinanus agilis (Agile Gracile Mouse Opossum), 1142 nucleotides. RefSeq names its product thyroglobulin-like. The record is from RefSeq and is a predicted model, not a curated record. The annotation marks the transcript as partial. Lineage: Eukaryota; Metazoa; Chordata; Mammalia; Didelphimorphia; Didelphidae. The transcript has a single exon.